Messenger RNA from Salvia splendens (bonfire salvia), 2017 nucleotides. RefSeq names its product scarecrow-like protein 8. NCBI's taxonomy places the organism in Eukaryota, Viridiplantae, Streptophyta, Magnoliopsida, Lamiales, Lamiaceae. The record is from RefSeq and is a predicted model, not a curated record. Bases 187 to 1896 code for a protein of 569 amino acids. The transcript has a single exon.
GAAAUAAACGACAUAGUACAUAGUUUAUUCACAAGCCAAUAUUUCUUCUCAUAUUCAUAGAAUCACAUUCCUCUCAAAUUCUGCAACAACUCUCUCCUUCUUUGUAAUGACAAUAACAAAAGCCAACAUUUAACCCUCUCCCUGCUUGAGCCCACCGUGAAUCCAACCAAUUUAAAGGCCAGAAGAAUGUCUUCCGGAUUUCCAGGCGGCUUUACCGGUGGCAGUGGGGGCAUGAACAGGAGUUACAGCACCAAUCAGCAGCAGCAAUUUCCGUUCCGAUCGCCGCUAUCCGAAAUCCUUCACGACCCUGCUUCCCAGAUCCGGCAACGGAAGAGAUCACUAGCAGAAUUUCAGCAACAGAACCAGCAAGGCUUGGAGUUGUAUCUACGAAACGUCAAGCUGAGGCCGAAUUUCCACCAUGCAAAUCCUCUUUCCCCCAUCUUUCCGGUAGAUUUCCCUACUGUUCCAAAUCUGCGGUACGGCCUGCAGCCUUUGACUAAUUCAUACAGAUAUGCGGCUUCUGGUAUUUUCUCGGGUGCUGAGGUUUUGGGGCAUGAAACUCAGAAGAAGAAGAUGAUGAAUCAUCGGCUGCAGGAGCUGGAGAAGGAGCUUCUAGGUGACGAAGACGACGGAGAUGAGGUCUCCGUCGUCACCCACAGCGACUGGUCGGAGACGAUCCAGAAUCUAAUCGCCCCUACCAAAAUGCCCAUUUCUCCGUCUCCGACUUCCUCUUCCUCCUCGUGCUCAUCCACGUCAGCGUCUCCUCCGAUCCUGACCACCAAUCAGUCUCUGAUAGACGCCGCUGCAGCUAUCUCAGAAGGAAAUUUGGCCGCCGCAACCGAAAUCAUCACGCGCAUCCAGCAGCUCGCUAACCCCAAGGGUACCUCGGAACAGAGGCUAACAUCUUUCAUGGUUUCGGCUCUUAAAUCGCGCGUGUACCCGACCGGGAAUCCUCAUUCGACGUCGGAGCUCUACAGCAAAGAGCACAAAUUAUCAACGCAAAUGCUGUAUGAGGUGUUGCCGUGUUUCAAGCUCAGUUUCAUGGCCGCUAAUCUCGCCAUCCUCAACGCAACCUCAGAGCAGGGGUUUCAGAGGAUUCACGUUGUGGAUUUCGAGAUCGGCGAGGGUGGACAGUACAUGCAUCUCCUCCACGCGCUGGCGGCGAAUCAAUCCGGGGUAAAACGCGCCGCCGCGUUGAAAAUCACCGCCUUCUCGGAUAAUACCUCCGGCGGCGAUGAAAAGCUGAAAAUCGUCGGCGAGAGACUGCACACAUUGGCCGACAAAAUCUGCGUCCGAUUCGAUUUCUCAGUGAAGAAAUUGAUCGUCAGCGAUUUGAACCGAAUUAAAUUGGGAAUCGAGCCCGACGAAGCCCUAGCCGUUAACUUGGCGUUCAAGCUGCACAAUCUACCCGACGAGAGCGUGACGACGGAUAAUUUGAGGGACGAGCUGCUCCGCCUCGUGAAAGGUCUGUCUCCGGACGUGACGACAGUGGUGGAGCAGGAGAUGAACGCCAACACGGCGCCGCUGACCGUGCGCGUGAGGGAGGCCUGCGAGCUCUAUGGCGCGCUGCUUGACUCGCUCGACGCGACCGUGUCGCGGGGAAACCCGGACCGAGUCAGGAUCGAGGAGGGGGUGGGUCGGAAAAUCGUGAACUCGGUGGCGUGCGAGGGGAGGGAGCGGGUGGAGAGGUGCGAGGUGUUCGGCAAGUGGCGGGCUAGGAUGAGUAUGGCCGGGUUUGAAUCGGUGGCGAUGAGUCAACCCAUGGCGGACUCGCUUCGGGCGAGGCUGAACUCUGGGACACGUGGCAACCCAGGAUUCACCGUGACCGAGCAAUCCGGUGGCAUAUGCUUUGGGUGGAUGGGACGGACCCUCACUGUCGCAUCUGCUUGGCGUUGAUUUUACCAAAAAAAAAGUGUGAAUUUAAUUUCGGUAUUUUUUAUUUUCCGUUGACGCAUUUGUUGAAUUAGCGUUUGUAUUACUAUUUCGGUGAAUUUGAUCUUUCUUGAAUUAAUUGUUA